AUGGCGGCAACAAAAGGUGCAGCAAAAGCCGCGGUCCCCGCCCGGAGACUGACCAAGGAGGAGCUGGUCAAAACACACGCGACACACCUGAAGAAGCAGAACAACUCGCCAAAUGCGCCGCGGCCAGUGAAGCAACCCGUCAUUUCGGACGCGUAUCCGGCAUCGACGAAGUCCAUCAGAGAACUCGAGAUUAUCCCAUUAAGUGAGCUGCAGCCAGAGACGCACCACCGGGGCAAGGGCAUCAUCGUCAGGGCCGUUAGCCCACCGUUUCUGGGAGCCGGCGCGGUCAGCAUCGUGGAGGACGAGUUCGGCAAUGCCGACAAGCUGGCCAUUUACAACCAGCCCGACUCGUCCAUCCUGUCGGCCGUCCCCGAGGGCUGCGUGGUGGCGGUCAAGGAGCCGUACUACAAGAACAACGGCGCGGCGGGCGACUACAUGAUCUGCGUCGACCACCCCUCAGACGUCAUCCUCCUGAGGUUCACCGACCCGAUCAUCCCCGAGGCUCUGAGGCUAGGCCCGCUGCUCAAGACAGCCGACGAGUGGAAAAACGCGGGUGACCGGGCAUUCAUCGAAAAGGACUUCCCGACGGCCGUGUUCUGCUAUACCGAAGCGCUAGAAGCAGCAGCGGACGACGCCACAUUCCAAGCUGCCAUCUACGCCAAGCGCGCCGGCACCAACCUCAUCCUAGGCCGGUACGACGCCGCCAAAGCGGACGCGCUCGCCUCGCGCACGGGCGGGCCCCAAGACUGGAAAGCCUACUUCACCGCCGGCCGCGCCGCCUACGGCCUGUGCAACUACGCCGAGAGCAACACCCUGCUCACCACCGCGCUCGACCUGCAGCCGUCCAACCCGGCCAUCCAGAAGGAACACGCGCGGUGCCAGGCGCGGCUGCACGAGGAAGCCACAGGCGAGUACGACUUCGCGGCGAUGCACGCGUCGCUGGGCGGCGGCGUGCACUUGGACCGGGGGUCCUUCCUGCGGCACACGCGCGUGGCGCCGUCGCGGCACCACGGGCGGGGGCUGUUCGCGACGCGCGACUUCGCGGCGGGCGAGCUGGUGUUCGCGGAGAAGGCGACGCUGAUGCCGAACCAGUACGAGCCGGCGCGGGCGUCGGCGGCGCUGUUCGCGCUCGUGGUGCGCCAGCUGUGCGACAACCCGUCGCUGGCCGGUGCCGUGCUGGCGCUGCACGCCGGCGAGGCCGCCGACGCGGUGCGCACGGGCAUGGAGGGCGCCGUCGUCGACGGCGUGCCCGUCGUCGACGUGUUCGUCGUCGAGGGCAUCCGCACCAAGAACUGCUUCAGCGCGCCGCGCUCGACCCUCGAGGACACCCGCCCGAGCGUGCCCGAGGGCUGGGCCGCCAAGGGCCUGUGGGUGCACGCCAGCCGCAUGAACCACAGCUGCGUGCCGAACACGAUGCGGUCGUUCGUCGGCGACAUGCUGAUCAGUCGCGCCACGCGGGAUAUCAAGGAAGGGGAGGAGCUGUUCCAGCAGUACGUGCCCGUCAAGGCACUGCCGGACGUGCGCAACGAGCAGUUCAAGAAGGGAUGGGGGUUUGAGUGCGAGUGUGCGCUGUGCGCGAGCGAGAGGCGCAGCCCGGAGGCGAUGCUGGCCAAGCGGAAAGAGCUGCUGGCCGCGGUGGAGAAGCUGUGCAACAAGAAGCUGCCGGGCAAGGAGCUGGUGCCGGACGCGACGAUCCGGGCCGUGGACCGCCUGGCGAAGCAGCUCGAGGAUGCGCACGAGCCGGACGUGUACGAGGGGGUGCCGCGGCUGACGCUGAUCUACCCGUGCAACUGGCUAGUCGCGGCGCACCGCGGGCGGAAGAACCAUGCCAAGGUCGUCAAGUAUGCGCUGAAGGUGCUGCGGAAUUUCGGGUUCAAGGUGCCGGAAGAGAGCGAGGCGUGGGACCCGCGGGAGAUGUACGCAAAGUCGGGCGACGCAACGCUCAUGACUGUGCAUGUGGUCGCUGCCCUCAGAACGCUGGCUGAUGCGUACAAGGCGCUGGGUCACGACGAGAUGGCAGAAAGGUGCAUUGAAGCGGCCGAGUUUGGCUACAUGAUAGUCACUGGUUCCAAAAACGAUCUGACGACACUGGAUAAGUAA
Messenger RNA from Thermothielavioides terrestris NRRL 8126, 2100 nucleotides. RefSeq lists its product as uncharacterized. Gene Ontology annotation, molecular function: protein binding. The record is from RefSeq and is a predicted model, not a curated record. Bases 1 to 2100 code for a protein of 699 amino acids. Lineage: Eukaryota; Fungi; Ascomycota; Sordariomycetes; Sordariales; Chaetomiaceae. The transcript has 3 exons.